Messenger RNA from Eimeria maxima, 2262 nucleotides. RefSeq lists its product as hypothetical. The record is from RefSeq and is a predicted model, not a curated record. NCBI's taxonomy places the organism in Eukaryota, Apicomplexa, Conoidasida, Eucoccidiorida, Eimeriidae. The transcript has a single exon. Bases 1 to 2262 code for a protein of 753 amino acids.
AUGGAGAACAAGAAGCGGUCUUUCAGCAUCCUUCGCUUGCCGCUGUGUUUUUGGCUGUUUGCGGCAUUCUGGAUCGUCGAACAGCAGAAUGUAUGUUCUUCAAAAGUGCCAGAAGUUCCAACAGGGACUCCCGAAUUGCAAGUUUCAAACGGUGUACCACCUGACUCGCUGAGAAAAUUGCAUUCGCAAGUGAUUGCCCAGAAGGAGGCAAUAAAUGCCGAAUUUGCCACACGGCUUGUUUCAAAGAAGCGCUUCCACCUAAUUGCUGUGCUCGUGCUGAUUCUUGGCCUAGUAAAAGCAAUAUCAAUUCGUAGACAGAGGAAGGCAGAUGAGAUCGUGGAGCCCAUACAGGUGCCCGAAGAUGUCUCGAAGGAAAUGCGAGAUGAGCUUCCACAGAUGCCGAUGGGACGUGAGCGGAGGACUCGAAGAGAGUACCGGAAGCCAAGGCAACCCUCUAGGUUGCCUUUCACUCCCCAGCGUCAGCCAGCUGUUCAACCCGGGGGAGUGGAAGAAGCCGUUCAACAACCAGCUUCACCACCACCUGCACGACAAAUGCCGGAAGUUCCAGAGGAGGAACGGGAGAUUUAUCAAUUGAGGUAUAGAUUGGUGGAUAUGAGAAGUAUUUUGAAUAUUUCGCACUCAUUGAUCGAUGAGUUGCCAGGGGUAGACGGGAUCCUCCCCACAAUCACAACGAACGUGGAGACUGCUGAACACGCGGUGGCGGCGUACGAUAAUGCAAUGAUGAGGAAUGAUCCACAAAUUGCUUCAAUUAGGAAUGAAACCGUUAAUUUAAUGAGAGUAAUGCUCGACGGAGCCCGGGAAGCCUUGCUGCAAAUUGCAACAAUGGCAAGACAGCAUGGUGAGGUAGUGCGGUCAAAUAUUUCUCAGUAUUGUUAUUUUGCAGAUACCUCUGGUUUGCGAAAGUCUCUGGAUGACAGCUGGGAAACAACGUCGGUCAAAAUGUGUGUUGCGUCGCUGACUAACCUCGAAAGUAUAGCUGCAGAUUUACAGCGGGAGACUGAAGAGCAGUUUAUGGUUUUGCACUCUGUAGCAUUCGAUGAGGGAUACGAAGCAGAAGAUUUUGUCAGACUUUACGGAGCCCUUGCUGCCAUGAACUUUAGGAAGGUGUCGUUGGAAACGUUAUCUGCUCUGGACCAAGCAUUGCUAGGUGGUAUCCUACAGAUGCACAAGGAUUGGAUGACGGCGAAGCUUCUGAGAGAACGGAUACCGCUUGAAGUGGACACAUAUUUAGUUGAGGGGAUUGAAACAGUUCUGUCGCAGCAUCGCCUAGGCACUAGAGUUCUAACACCAUCAGAAGUGUUAGCCAUAAAAAAAUUGCUUGAAAAGCAGAAUCAGGAUAUUGACGUUAUGAAAUCUGCGCAAGACAUCGAGGCGGUCACAGCAGCGUACGAACGGGCGAAGACAGUGAACCAACAGCUCACUUAUACACUACAUACACAAAAAGAAAAGCAACGUCGUUUUUUGGAGCAAAAUCCACUGAACAAGGAAGAGAACGCCUCUCUUUCUGAUAUUAUAGCUAACAUCGUCCAGCCUGGCGUCAAGGACAGCGAGGAAUUCUUGCAUUCUGCGCAGAACGCAUAUGCAGAAGCUGGUGGCAAAAUUGAAGACGUUGCGUACAGUCCUUUUAGCGGUAAAGGUUUUCUGCAAAAGGUGGCAACUAAGGUGGGAACUAAGGUGAUGGCAGCAGCUGGAGUUGAGCAGGAAGAUGCAGGCCGUGACACCAGUACAGCAAGCGCUACGAAUUCGAUUUUUACCCAGGCAGUAGUCAAAAUUGAAGCUGUUGCGAAAAAUGCUUGCGAUAUGGCCCGAGACUCGCUGCAGACAAUGAAGAAGACAAAGAAGUACAAACUGGACAAGGAUGGAUUUGGGUCCUCUGCGCUGGAUUUGAAAACACAACUUAGAGUCGAUGUUGUGAAAAAUAGAACAAGUGUAGACCUUGUUAGAAUGCGGUGUCGAUACGUGGAUAGACUGACGAAAGAAGUACUUGGACUUGAAAGGUUGUUACAGUCAGUAUUUUUGUAUCCGUAUCGGCCAUCGUCAAGCGAAUGGGUUCAGGUAGGUCGAUUCAAGGAGAAAUUUGACAGGGAAAAGGCAUUGGCCCAGCAAACUGAUAAUUUUGAUAUGCUCCCUAAACAUUUCGACAACAUGUUGCAACUCUCCUUUGAAAUUUGGAAUACUCUUGAACGCGAACGCUUGGAUCAGUUGAUGCAGGCAGUCAGCCAGCCUUCUGGGUCUUCAUGA